CUCCUACUUCCGGCAAGAAACCGCUAUCUGUCAGAAAAAAGCCCUCUCUGAAAUCCGCUACACGGACACACUUUUACCGCUGUUCUUUUCCUGCUGUUCGAGUAGUUAUUUCGGGAUAUAGAGCCUCUGCGGACACAGAAAGAGAGCAUGCCCGGACAGAGAUAACCGUCCCCGGGCUGCUGCUGCCCCCUCAGCCCGCUGAAGGACAGGAGCAGGACGGCCAGGCGCAGAUGGAGAGGCCGGGCAGGCUGCUGCUGCUGUCCGAGCUUCGCGUCCGAAACGCGGCGUACGACGUGAGCCUGAGUCGGUCCCUGCUCACCUGGAAGAGACGGACCUCCAGCUCGGUGCAUCACCCGUUCAGGCCCAGGUUUUGCGUCCCAUUGUUCCCGCGUCAUCGACCAGACCCAGGUGUGGGCCACGCCGUGUCGGUGUCGGAGAUCAUCUCUGUCAGAGAAGAGGAGGAGGAGAACAGCAGCAGACGAAGAGACGAUGGCAGCUGGAAAAAAAUCAAAGAGAGAGCAGGAAAGGACCGCGGGCCGGCCUUCACUGUGUUGUACGUGGAGAGGAGUCGGCACCACCGCUGGCGGUGUACUGAGGUCACCUUCACGUGUCCAGAGGAGGCGCUGUGUCAACACUGGGUCAGCAGCAUCAGAGAGCAGCUCGCAGCUAUCGCCAGCAGACCCAAACACCUGCUGGUCUACAUCAACCCGUACAGCGGGAAGCGUCGGGGGAAACGCAUCUACGAGCGAAAGGUCGCCCCGCUGUUCGCCCAGGCGGGCGUCUCCGCGCACGUCAUCGUGACGGAGCGCGCUAAUUAUGCAAGGGACCACUUGAAGACGGGGGCGGAGCUGCAGAAGUUUGACGGGGUGGUGUGUGUCGGAGGGGACGGCAUGUUCAGCGAGAUCAUCCACGGGCUGAUCUGGAGGACGCAGAUCGACGGCGGCGUGGAUCCAAACUGUCCGGAAGAAGAACUGAUCCCCUGCACGCUUCGCAUUGGAAUCAUUCCUGCAGGUUCAACCGACUGCAUCUGCUUCGCCACUGUGGGCACCAACGACCCCGUAACCUCUGCCCUGCACAUCAUCGUGGGAGACUCUCAGCCGAUGGACGUGUGCUCGGUCCACCACAACAACACCUUCCUGCAGUACUCCGUCUCCCUGCUGGGAUACGGUUUCUACGGCGACGUGCUCACUGACAGCGAGAGGAAGCGAUGGAUGGGACCGGCCAGAUACGACCUCUCGGGUGUGAAGAUGUUCCUGACUCAUCAUUACUAUGAAGGAACGGUGUCCUACCUGCCGGCCAAAGGCAUCAUGGGAACGCCGCGGGACGCCGCCCGGUGUCGAUCUGGCUGUGUGGUUUGUCAGCACAACAGGCAGCUGCUUCCAGAGAAAGCCGGGAGGUACGAGGUGGAUGAAGCGUCAGGCAGCGGUGAGCCCAACAAAUCCUCAUCCGGAUUCGACCUGGCGUUUGUUGAGGUCCACCGGGUGCGGCGUUUCCGCUUCACGCCGCGUCACUGCCAGAGCGACUCAGACCUGGACCUGCGGGAGAACGGCAAGCACCAGAUCUUCAGCCAGAUCUGCCGAGACCACCCGGCCUGCGGCUGCGCCCCCGCCUACAGCAGCUGGAACUGCGACGGCGAGAUCCUGAACCACACGGCCAUCGACGUCCGAGUGCACUGCCAGUUCAUCCAGCUGUUUGCACGAGGGAUCGAGGAACCUAAGGUGUUUGAGGAGCUCCCCAACCCCUGUGCAAUAUAGACCCACACCCCCGUUGUUCCCCCUUCAGACACUGGAGUCAUCGCUCUGUUUCUGGACCACGUCCCCCGUCACUGUGACAAUCACCGCGUCCUUCACCAGGAGGCUCCACAGGAUUUACCCAUCAACCAGUUGUGCUGUUACUCAAAGAUCAGCAGUAGGGAAGGAGACAUAACGUUACUUUCUAGGUUUGAAUAUCCACGAUUUCCACACACACCGGAAGUGAGGUGUGGUUUCCUUCAAUUGUCCUUACCUGCUUUACGUCGAUAUCUUCUGGAAACUAGAAGCUAAUUGUGCAGAAAUGGUCAGGACGUUGCUUUACCUGGAGAGUGAAGCGUCACCCUCACAGGUUGCUUGUGUUUUGGGUGACACUUUUGGUUUUGAAUGGCUUCUGGGUGUCUGGCACCUGAUUUAUUUUCACGUAGAGUAUUAGACGUUUAGCUUGUUUUCACAUUUUGAAUAGUUUUUAGUUACACUGAAUGCUCAGAAAGGGUCCAGGAUUUGGAUAUAUCUGUUACAUGCUUUAAGGAUGCCAGGCGUCUAUCGCCAGUCAUUCCAGCAGUCCUGUAAUCCUUAGGGGUCACGGGUUAAUUGGCAUCCAUGAAAAGUAGAAAGUAAAUCCCCUUCACAUGGUGUGUACUUAAAGGGGAAAAUAGUGCUGACAGAUUUAUGUUCCACUGUUGAACUUUCCUUUUCCUUUCGGCUUCUCAAUCCUUCGUGUUUCCGUCGUUUUUCAGGAAAACCUGAGCUCAUUCUUAACUAUUAAAAAAAUUCUAUUUUUACAUAUUUGAAUUCUCAGCAAUUUAG
Messenger RNA from Etheostoma cragini (Arkansas darter), 2558 nucleotides. Its product is annotated as ceramide kinase-like. The record is from RefSeq and is a predicted model, not a curated record. Gene Ontology annotation, molecular function: kinase activity. Bases 231 to 1754 code for a protein of 507 amino acids. Lineage: Eukaryota; Metazoa; Chordata; Actinopteri; Perciformes; Percidae. The transcript has 13 exons.